UUUGUCUUUUGAGGCUUGAAAUUUAUUUAAAUUAGUUUAGGGUGUUCUUGGUACGCCUGCGUCUGAUGACUAAAUUCACCAUUACACUGUCUGGGUUGCAAGAGGUUCUUCCAAUGUAAAUAAAUUGGAAUUUGAUCCGUUUGUUAAGUUUUUAAGUUACUUUUGUUCUUUUUUUGUUGUAAGAAUAGUUGAAUGUGUCGUUAGUGAUAAGAAAAGUGCCGUAACACGAUUUUUUUCGAUGCCCGAAAAUGUCCAAAAACAAGUUUGAUGUUAAAAGUGUGCUCAAUAACAAAAUAGAAGUUAAAAGCAAAUUCGACGCCGAGUUUCGACGGUUCUCGGUUGAGAGAGACCCUCAAGCUCGAUUUGAAGAAUUCCGGGCUUUGUUAGAGCGCUUGCACAGACUGCAGGACAUAGCAUUUUUGGUUUCGUAUAUUGACCCGAGCGAUCAGGAUUUGCUGCCAAUCAACAAUGAUGAUAACCUUCGAAGGGCCUUAGCAAAUGCAAAACCCCUCCUGAGGGUCAUAAUCCAAAGAAAAGGUGAUAGUCUUGAACUGAAUGGAUACGGGACUAUCAAGCCACGAAAUUUAAUUUCUAGCAUAUUAGGCGGCACCCCCGGACGAACAAAGACCUUGGAAAUUUCCAACCCCCAUGAUUUUCGCCAAGUUUCAUCCAUCAUAGAUGUAGACAUUGUACCUGAGACUUGCAGACGCGUGAGACUGCUGAAACACGGCUCAGAUAAACCGCUGGGAUUUUACAUCAGGGAUGGCACAAGUGUGCGAGUCACCCAAAGUGGUUUGGAGAAAAUUCCCGGAAUUUUCAUCUCGCGUCUGGUCCCCGGCGGUUUGGCAGAAUCCACCGGUCUUUUGGCGGUGAACGACGAAGUCCUCGAAGUGAACGGAAUCGAAGUGGCGGGGAAAACCCUCGACCAGGUCACCGACAUGAUGGUGGCCAACAGUUCAAACCUGAUAAUUACAGUCAAGCCGGCAAAUCAGAGAACUGUAGCUCCAGUCCGUCGCGGCAGUUUCAGCCGAAACUCGCAACUUUCAAGCGGGUCACAACAGUCACACACCACCGGGGGCUCCGACCCUGACGAUAAGUACGAUCAGGACGAAAUCGUCGAUCUUACGGGGGCUACCAACCUCGAUGAGAGCUCAGAAGAUGGUAUUCUACACCUGUAACUAGCGUUUGGUAUUAUUUUAACGGUUACUGACUUAAUUCAAAAGCGGUGGUCACGACUGGCGAGUCAUAUCUGCAUUUAUCGUAUUUUUUAAUUCUAUUCAAGUACUUAACUGGAACAAGAUAAGACUUAAGAAACAUUCCCUUUUUAUUCCAAAUAUUUUAUUCCAUUAUCAUGUGUUCUAUCGAGUAAUUCCAUUUAUAUCAUGUUUUAUUGAUUUAAUUAUUUUAAGGAAUAUUAUUAUCGUUAUUCAGUAUUUUAGUUUAGUCCAUUGUGUCUCAAACGGAACCAAGUUCCGUCCCUUCGUCGAAUUUAUGUAAUGGUGGCUACGACAAGUAUUACAUUUUUAUGAUUUUUCGUGUUAUUGUGUCAAAAUCACUUUUACAACAGCUAUUUUUUAAACAGUGUAAAUAAUAUUAUUGUAAGUACCUUUAAGAUGUGAACAUACUGUUUGUAGGUUAUACAUUUUACAUUUUUAUAAACAUAAUCAUGAAAGAGGCCUUUUUUCUCAUCAAUCACUAUAGGGAAAAAUUCCGUCCUUGUAUUGCCUUGAAUCGAGCUUGUGACUUUUUUAAUGUAAUGAUAUUGUUAAAGGUACAUUUUAUGCAAAUGUUAUAGUUGCAUCACAUAUUAUGUACUUAUGAAAAAGUUAUUCGAAAUAUAUAUCUCAAGUUAA
Messenger RNA from Tribolium castaneum (red flour beetle), 1853 nucleotides. RefSeq names its product par-6 (gene par-6). The coding region runs from base 249 to 1178 and encodes 309 amino acids. Lineage: Eukaryota; Metazoa; Arthropoda; Insecta; Coleoptera; Tenebrionidae. The transcript is spliced from 5 exons. The record is from RefSeq and is a predicted model, not a curated record. Gene Ontology annotation, biological process: centrosome cycle. Gene Ontology annotation, molecular function: protein binding.